AUGGAAUAAUGUCUAGAAAACCAUGGGCUGUAGAGCUCACAGUUACCCAAAAACCACUGGCUCAUCACUUUCUAGCAACUCGGUUAUCUACUUUACUCUUCAGUGCCUAUAUAUAUUCAACCUUAGCCCCAAACAACAAACAUUAUCUCAAAUCAUCACAUUAUACUAAGAAUCAAAAGAAAAGAUCAGAGAACCAAAGCAGAAAAACAGAGUUAAAUUUUAGAAGAAACUAAAUCCACAAUGAGUUCAAGCAGGAGAGCAUGGAUAGUAGCAGCCAGUGUUGGAGCAGUGGAGGCCUUAAAGGAUCAAGCUGGAUUGUGUAGAUGGGAUUACCCAUUGAGGUGUUUGGCACAACACACAAAGAAUAACAUGAGAUCUUACUCUCAAGCUAAGAAACUUUCUUCUUCAAUAAGAGCAAAGAGUGAAAAGACAGAGCAAUCUGAAGAAUCUUUGAGGAAAGUUAUGUAUUUGAGCUGUUGGGGUCCAAAUUGAUUGUAAUUAAAUAGGACUUGUGUGUAUUUCGAAAAUUAUAUGAGAAAGCUGCAAUACAUUGUUGAUAUAUUUUUCGAUAA
This is a messenger RNA of Solanum dulcamara, 572 nucleotides long. RefSeq lists its product as uncharacterized. Bases 241 to 492 code for a protein of 83 amino acids. The record is from RefSeq and is a predicted model, not a curated record. The transcript has a single exon. NCBI's taxonomy places the organism in Eukaryota, Viridiplantae, Streptophyta, Magnoliopsida, Solanales, Solanaceae.